AUGCAGCUAGCAACAUUGGCAAAAAGUGUUGCUUCUAUACAGGUCGAGUCAUCCCGUCGUCGUCGUUAUCCAUAUUAUGACGAGGAUGAGUCUAGCAAUGAUGACGCACCUCGUGCGGCUUUAUUCAUUCUCUUUGUGCGGCUUUAUUCAUUCUCUUUGUGCGGCUUUAUUCAUUCUCUUUGUGCGGCUUUAUUCAUUCUCUUUGUGCGGCUUUAUUCAUUCUCUUUGUGCGGCUUUAUUCAUUCUCUUUGUGCGGCUUUAUUCAUUCUCUUUGUGCGGCUUUAUUCAUUCUCUUUGUGCGGCUUUAUUCAUUCUCUUUGUGCGGCUUUAUUCAUUCUCUUUGUGCGGCUUUAUUCAUUCUCUUUGUGCGGCUUUAUUCAUUCUCUUUGUGCGGCUUUAUUCAUUCUCUUUGUGCGUCUCUGUAUCAACCAUCUGUGCGUUAGGGUUUCAUCUAAACCCUCCACUCCUCCAUUCAAUCGCCAUAAUUCACUCUUGAUUAAUUGCGCGCGCUCUGUUCUAGUUACUAUGCCACAAGAUUUGAAAUUCCCUUACCCCUGUUUUGAUUCAUUGCAAUUGAGGAAAGGUGGUAUGCCAAGUAUGAUUGGUCUUCCUUCAGAUCAUGCACUUGUUGAGGAUGAUGAAUGCUUAAGGAAACAAUGACGAAUGAAAUCAACGUUAAGCUACUGAUCGAGUUUGCCUGAACUACCAAUGUUGUAGGCACCUGCAACCAUAUAUUUUCUCUGCUUUCUGCUGUUGGGUUAGUUUUUUUCAAUUGACUCCUACAUAGCCAUGACCGCACAUCACAGUGUCACCGAUUACCACUCAACACCCACAAAACCAUUGACGUAUAAGAAGAAACACGUUUGGUCUUGGAAUAAUUAAAUUGAAUUUGACCCAAAAAAAAAA
Cicer arietinum (chickpea) is the source of this 906-nucleotide messenger RNA. NCBI's taxonomy places the organism in Eukaryota, Viridiplantae, Streptophyta, Magnoliopsida, Fabales, Fabaceae. The record is from RefSeq and is a predicted model, not a curated record.